Molecule: messenger RNA, 1866 nt
Organism: Erigeron canadensis
Lineage: Eukaryota; Viridiplantae; Streptophyta; Magnoliopsida; Asterales; Asteraceae
Product: ATP-dependent DNA helicase PIF1-like
Exons: 2
Coding region: 1-1866 (621 amino acids)
Biological process (GO): DNA repair; telomere maintenance
Molecular function (GO): DNA helicase activity
Source: RefSeq, a predicted model, not a curated record
AUGGGUUUGUUGGAUGAUGACAAAGAAUACAUUGAGGCUAUUAAAGAAGCAGCUCGCUCUGCAUCUGGUCCUUUUAUAAGAUCAUUAUUUGUGAUGAUGCUUCUAAGUGACUGCUUGGUCGACCCAGUUGUUGUAUGGCAACAAACAUCAAAUCUAUUAACUGAAGACAUUCUUCAUAGGGAACGCAAAGUACAAAAAAGACCAGAUAUGAACCUCACACAUGAACAAAUACUUGACGUUGCGUUGGUUGACAUCGAGAAAUUGUUACAACGUCACAACAAUACACUAAAGAAAUAUCAUGGUAUGCCUUACCCAGUUGGUACAUCUCUAUCUGACGUUGGAAAUAGACUUAUUGACGAUGAAAUGAACUAUCCAUUUGACCAACUACAGAUCAAACAUGGUAAUUUGUAUCGAAGUUUGACAAAUGAACAAAAGCAUGUUUAUGAAACAAUCAUUACAGCUGUUAGUGCACAACAAGGUGGUGUUUUUUUCUUAUACGGUUAUGGAGGUACCGGGAAAACUUUUGUCUGGAAAACAUUAUCAGCAGCAAUACGUUCAAAACGACAGAUUGUUUUGAAUGUUGCAUCAAGUGGAAUAGCAGCUCUUCUCUUAGACGGUGGCAGAACAGCACAUUCGAGAUUCCGUGUUCCUAUAAAUAUAAACGAAAACUCAUUAUGCUCUAUCCGUCCAGAUAGUCCACUAGCAGUAUUGUUACAGCAAACAAAGUUGAUCAUAUGGGACGAAGCCCCAAUGAUAAACAAACAUUGCUUUGAAGCUUUAGAUAGAACUCUCCGAGACAUUUUAAAAUCAACUAACCCUCAAAGCACACACAUACCAUUUGGAGGUAAAGUUGUUGUUUUCGGUGGUGAUUUUAGACAGAUUCUUCCUGUUGUUCAGCAAGGUACACGUCAAGAUAUAGUUAAUGCUUCACUUAAAUCAUCUUAUCUUUGGAACUAUUGUACUGUACUUAAAGUUACAGUUAACAUGCGUCUUCAUGGAGGAACAAGUCCAUUAGAAAUCGCUGAGACAAAAGCAUUUGGGGAUUGGCUAUUGAGCAUUGGAGAAGGUACAAUAAAUAACCCAAAUGAUGGAGAAACUGAUGUUGAAAUUCCUGAAGAUAUACUCAUAACAGAUACAACCGAUCCUAUCAAAUCUAUCAUUCAUGCCAUCUAUCCAGAGUUGAAUAAAAAUUUAGCAACCCCUUCUUACUUUCAACAAAGAGCAAUUUUGGCUCCAAUACAUGAUGUUGUAGAUGUUAUCAACGACAAAAUGAUGGACCUAAUCAACGAAGAAGAAAAGGUAUAUCUAAGCUGUGACAAAAUCCCUGAAUCUGAUCUUGCUCAAGAUGUCAACAAAGAUUUUUAUUCUCCAGAUUUCCUCAAUGCCAUCAAUGUCGGCGGUCUCCCCAAACAUAAGUUGACUUUGAAGAAAGAUGUUCCAGUAAUGUUAUUUAGAAAUAUUGAUCAAACUGCCGGACUUUGUAAUGGAACAAGGUUGCAAGUUGUUACACUUGGUGACCGUGUUAUUGAAGCAAGAAUCAUUUCAGGAAACCAUAUUGGGAAAAAAGUUUUUAUUCCAAGAAUGACAUUGUCUCCAUCAGAUAAACGGAUUCCUUUUAGAUUACAAAGGAGACAGUUCCCAUUGGCCGUUUGUUUUGCAAUGACCAUCAAUAAAAGCCAAGGACAAUCGCUCUCAAAGGUUGGAUUGUAUCUAGAACGUCUAGUCUUCACACAUGGUCAAUUAUAUGUUGCACUUUCAAGGGUAACAAGCAAAAAAGGAUUGAAAGUUUUGAUAUGUGAUAAAAACAAGGAAAUUUCAAAGACUACAACAAAUGUUGUGUAUAAAGAAGUCUUGCACUCUCUGUAA